AUGAGUGGGAAGUUUGUUCGUGCCUCUAAAUAUAGACAUGUCUUUGGACAAAGUGUCAAAAAAGAAUUACAAUAUGAAAAUGUUAAGGUAACUAAUAACGCCUGGGAUUCUAAUAUAAUUAAAACAAAUGGUAAGUUUUUGUCUGUUAAUUGGAACGCUUCAGGUGGUGGUGCAUUUGCAGUUAUUCCUGUCGAGGAGGUCGGGAAGGCUCCAGAUCAGGUUCCUCUUUUCAGAGGACAUACCGCGCAGGUUCUCGACACAGAUUUUGAUCCAUUUAACGACCGUAGAAUUGCUUCCUGUUCGGAUGACAGUAAAAUUGCUAUUUGGGAAAUUCCAGAAGAUUACUCCUUUCAUAAGUAUGUUGAUGCUGACAAUGAACCAAAAGAUGUUAAACCCGUUAAGUGGUUAGCCGGCCAUGGUAGAAAAGUUGGUCACGUUCUCUUCCAUCCAGUGGCUGAAAAUAUCCUUGCGUCUUCUUCAUUAGACUACACAGUGAAGAUCUGGAACGUUGAAACAGGAGAAGUUGUUUACACGUUGAAACAUCCGGACAUGGUUACGUCAAUGUCCUUUUCCUAUAAUGGUGCACACUUAGCUACAGUUGGCCGUGAUAAGAAAUUGAGAGUAUGGGAUAUAAGAGCUGAAAAAAUUGUCAGUGAGGGAGCAGCUCAUGCAGGUGCAAAAACCCAAAGAGUCAUAUGGUUAGGUAACUCUGAUAGAUUAGCUACCACAGGUUUUUCAAGAUUAAGCGACCGUCAAAUUGGUAUUUGGGAUGCUUUCAAUUUAGAAAAAGGUGACCUUGGAGGAUUCUAUAACGUCGAUCAAUCUUCUGGUGUUUUGAUGCCAUUCUAUGAUGAUGGUAAUAAAAUACUAUAUGUUGCAGGUAAAGGUGACGGUAACAUCAGAUACUAUGAAUUUCAAAAUGACGAACUUUUUGAGCUUUCUGAAUUUCAUUCCACUGAACCUCAAAGAGGGUUUGCUGUAGCUGCAAAGCGUGUCGUCAAUGUCAAGGAAAAUGAAGUCUUAAAGUGUUAUAAGACUGUCGUCGACCAACGUAUUGAACCUAUUUCCUUCUACGUACCAAGAAAAUCUGAAGAAUUUCAGGAAGAUAUUUAUCCAGAUUGCCCUUCGGCACAGCCUGCUUUGACUGCUGCCGAUUGGAUUUCCGGUAAAUCUGUGGAUGGCCCGAUUCUUAUGAACAUGAUCUCCCUGUUCAAUGGCGCUGAACCAACUUUUAAUGCAGCAAAAAAGGAAGAACCAAAAAAAGAACAAGAGGCUCCAGUCGAAAAGAAAACUACUAACAUUGAAAAGCCAGUGGAAAAGGAAAGCUCGGUUGAUUCAGAUCUUCCAAAAAAAGAGUCUUCUAUCGGAUCAUUAGGGGAAUCUCUCAACAAUAACUCUUUAAGUGAUGUCUUGAAAGCAGACGGUUCUGUCGACAAGUUGUUACAGAGGUCAUCUGAUUUAGAUACUAUUAAUGGUGCUGAAGAUCCCUCAAAAGAAACCUCAACUUGGGAUGAUGAAGACGAUAUCAUCGAAAUCAAAACAUCUUCUCAACCUAAUACUGUGGUUAAAGAAGAACCAAAGAAGGAAGAACUAAAGAAAGAAGAACCAAAGAAAGAAGAACCAAAGAAAGAAGAAUCAAAGAAGGAAGUAGCUAAAAAGGAAGAACCAACAGACUCUAAAAGUUCAACUUCCGCUGGUGGAGCUGCUAAAUCUCUUGGACUAAAGCAAUCUGUAGAAAAAUUAUCCAAUCUGGUGAUUAGCUUGGAAACUGUUAUCGAUACUCUUCUCAAGGCCAAUUUGGAAAAAGACGAGCGUUUAGCAAAGUUAGAAGAAAAGAUCGAUCUUUUAUUGAAGAAGGAAUAA
Kazachstania africana CBS 2517 is the source of this 1863-nucleotide messenger RNA. It is a transcript of the gene CRN1, whose product is annotated as coronin. The record is from RefSeq and is a predicted model, not a curated record. Lineage: Eukaryota; Fungi; Ascomycota; Saccharomycetes; Saccharomycetales; Saccharomycetaceae. Gene Ontology annotation, biological process: actin filament organization. The transcript has a single exon. Gene Ontology annotation, molecular function: actin filament binding. The coding region runs from base 1 to 1863 and encodes 620 amino acids.